AUGGAGAUUGCCAUAUGCAGUACUCUAGAGGAUGGUCGUGGAGGCAGCGGAGGCACGGGGACGACACGCCGUGGUGACCCUCGCUACCUAGAUGUGAUCAGGGAACGGCCCAUCCGGGUCACCGUCAAGGUCCUGGUGCCCGUCAGAGAACACCCCAAGUUCAACUUCGUGGGCAAGCUGCUAGGUCCCAAAGGGAACUCCAUGAAGCGCCUGCAGGAGGAAACCCUUACCAAGAUGGCGGUACUCGGCCGAGGCUCCAUGAGGGACAAGCAGAAGGAAGAAGAACUCCGAGCCUCAGGAGACCCCAAAUACGUCCACCUCCUUGAGGAUCUUCACGUGGAAAUCACCGCCUUCGCCUCACCUGCGGAAGCCCACGCACGGAUCGCCUACGCUUUGGCCGAGGUCCGCCGUUAUCUCGUUCCAGACAACAACGACGACAUCCGGAAGGAGCAGAUACGAGAAAUGGAGUUGAUCAGUGACCCACAGGCAGCCGGAGGGGCCACACCAGCUUCGGAAGGGGGCGGGGGCGGUGCUGGAGAACGUCCGCCACCCUCCUUGACGCCUCCAGAGCUGUUGUCCCCAGAUGGUCCAGAUUGCCGGGGCACCGUCGUGGGGCCAGCACCCCCUGGUCCACCACUGCCUCUAGGUCUCCGUGGACGUGCUCCUCCUCAUCCACGCCUUCUGCCCGCUCAUGCCGCCCGUGGCCUGCCGCCCCUGGUGAGAAAGCUGCCAGCUGCCCUACCACCCCCAGUUCCGCCUCCACCCGCCAAGCGCCGCGUGCUUUCCAUCUUGGACAAAGCCAAGCUGGCCCUCGACCACAGCUACGGCCUCCACGACGACGACCACCGCCACUACUCCUUCGACACCCCAGAAUUUCCCUACGAGGACUAUGCUGACUAUGGACCCGAAGACUUUGCCGAAGUUUACAAUGGUGAGGCUUAUGACGGGGCGGGGGCCGGGCGCUGGUUGGCCUACAAGCAGACUCUGCCCUCUGCCAUGGAACGGGCAAGGUGCAGAACUUCGCCUUAUGCCAGGCCUAAAUAAGGUCCAAUUUUGCCCGUCAUGAGUCUGCAUAAGGUCCAAUUUUGCCCGUCUAGAAUCUCCAUAACACCGUCGAAUAGCGCCCACCGCGUCUAACUGAGCGCCGAAUGCACCAUCCUCAGUCAUAAUUUACUUUGACGAAGUUGCACCUGUACUAGUCAACCUACAUUAAAGUUACACUAUAAUACCUUUUUUGAGUUUGCUUAUGUAUCUCAAUAAUACUCAAUACGCUAGUCCCCUAAACAUAACUUAAACCUGUUACUUCUGACAUCCUUGGUAAUAUUUUAAUACUAUAAGUACAAAUAUGUAAAAGUUCUUAAAAUCGUGCAAUGAAAGUUGGUAUUGUCGAGUCUAAGUACAUAUUCCCCUAAAUAAUUUGUCCCAUAAUUCUGACCCUCCUCACUGGUAAAUGUUAAGACUAUCAUUCAAUAAAUGUCCAACCAACAAUUGGUAACAGAGAAUCUUCUGUGAAGUGUAGACAAAUGUUAGUUCGUUAGUUCAACGUCAUUUUAAGCUCUGAUUAUACCAUCAUGAGAUGUUCAUAGAAUGUAACAAUUAUUUUGAUAAAAAGAUAUAUUGUAUAGAAUGUGAUCAAAUCAGCUUAACCGACUAUAUUGUCAAUCCUUAUAUGGUGUAUUAGUAUAGAUGAAACCCACUCUUGUUAGAGUAGAGGAGCGGUGACUUCCGUUCCGUGCAUCCAAGUGUUUCUCUGGAUUAGUGUUUCCUGUGCUGACAAGCUGUACGUAGUGUCCACGAGAUGUGUGUGUCAGCGAGUGUGGUGAGGCAAGCGGGCAGUGCCGUCACUGGAGUGGUGCAGUGUUUACACAAUCAAAAACUCAUUCAGUGCUCCCUUCUUUGUAAUACAAAAAAGUAUAUGAGCUUCUCUUUCCUUUUUACUAUGAAGCUGUAAUGCGAAAUAUAUAUAUAUAUAUAUAUAUAUAUAUAUAUAUAUAUAUAUAUAUAUAUAUAUAUAUAUAUAUAUAUAUAUAUAUAUAUAUAUAUAUAUAUAUAUAUAACUAGAGUACAAUCUAUUACAGAAAAAUACGAAUCAAACAGCAGCUGCCGAACAACAGUGUGCAGUGUGAAAUAGAAACCGUUUUUUGUACCCUGUGUCUAACUCCAUAAUCAGCUGAUUUGAUCACAUCCAGGCACGUGUUUCUAUCUUCCUUUGUCUUAGUGUAGGCUGAGGUGUGCGUCCGGGCGGCCUCCAGGGCCCCCACCACCCACACACACUCCACCUCACCUACUCAACCCAUUGUUCUGGGCCACGUAUUUCUCCUACUAAAGCCCGAAACACUUUUCCUUUUCUUAAUGAUUUUGAACUGUGGUUUAUAAUACGAGAUGUUGUGUAAAGUAAGCGUUUGGUUGUAUCAAUGUUUUGUGUGUGGUGGAUCAUGCUGGUGGCUGUGGUGGUGGUGGUUUUGGGUGGCCCCGGCCUGGUGCGCUCGGGACGCGUCUCCCAGCGAGUGUUAGGAAAGCAGUCAUCAGCAGGUAUGUAUUUUGUGAUGUUAUUUGUGAAUCAGAAAGAAACUCAGCAAUUUCGAACCCUGAAACCUCCUACUGUACGUUUGUUAUUUUAGUUGUCCUGCACGGUACUUAAUAUGGAAAUUGUCUAAAUUUUGGCAAAAAUUGCUCAGCCUUCCUUAAAAAAUAUAUAUAUUUGUUAAACGCUUUUUUAUUAAGAAUUAUUAUUUUAAAAUUGAAAAAGACACAUUAUAAACUAAAACUGUAAAAAUUUAAACAAUCUUGUCAAAUAAUCUCAUGAAACAAGCUUCCUAUUGUAAGAAAACAUGUAAAAUAAUUCAAAUUAGGGAACAGUAAUGUCAUUAGGAAAAUAUUAUUAUUAUUAUAAUAAGUUUAAUUCCUUAGCUGUAAGAAAAGUGAUGAACAGGUCAUUAAUUGCUCUAAAACCCACAUCAUGAACCAAUUUAGGACAAUUGCUGCUCUGUCACAGCUUGUAAACAAAUAUUUUGAAAUCUUAGCUUAAGAGUAAGGUCAUGUCAUUUCCUCAUUACUGGGGAGAUUGUGAGCUUAACUGAGAUGGGUGAAAUGUCUGUCGUUUAUUCUAAUUAAUGAAAUACUUAAAACUCAUCUGAGUUAAAUACUAAAAUAAGAUAAUUAUCUACUGAUUAAUAUGUCCAUUUAUUAUAACUCUGCGGAUUAAUAAACUAUGCAGACAUGUCUGGCAACAUGUCGCAGCCCAACUCAGGCAAGUUCCUUUAUAGUCAGUGGCCAGAGCGUCAAACCCUGUUGUUGUUUUAAGUUAAAUUCUCAACAUAUGAUGCCAAGAAGGUAUUAGUAGCAAAUGCUCGGUAUUUCAGACGUGCUAUGGUGUAAACUUAUGGCACUGCACUAUGUAACUACUGACCAGGUGCUGUCCAAGACAAUUUUGUUGUGGUAUAUUGUACUGUAAGCUCGUAGAGCUGUAAGGGGCUUUGAAGCUCUGGCAUCUUAUUGGUGGUUCGGAACUGCUGUAGUUUGUCUAAUAUGUUGUGCUGUUUGUUUUGCAUUUACAAAAUUUCAUCCAUAGCAGUUGCUUCUUUUUGAUUAUCAUCAUUCAGCAUUAUAGUAGGCAACGGCUGUAACUGUGUCUUUGUAAUAAAUCCAAAAUACUGUA
Molecule: messenger RNA, 3658 nt
Organism: Homarus americanus (American lobster)
Lineage: Eukaryota; Metazoa; Arthropoda; Malacostraca; Decapoda; Nephropidae
Product: KH domain-containing, RNA-binding, signal transduction-associated protein 2-like
Exons: 7
Coding region: 1-1044 (347 amino acids)
Biological process (GO): regulation of alternative mRNA splicing, via spliceosome
Cellular component (GO): nucleus
Molecular function (GO): mRNA binding
Source: RefSeq, a predicted model, not a curated record